UUCUGCCCCGCUCAGUGCGCAGCUCUCUUUUAUCCGCCUGCCUCUCCCGAGCCGGAGGUGUCCGAGCUGAACUCUGUUACAUUCCAAAGGACAACUCUCAACUAUUCACUCCUAGAGACUUCACCUCAGAAGAAACUUUUGGAGAAUAAAAUAAUAAUUUAAAAAAAAAAAAAAAAAACACCUGGACGGACACUGUUCUCGCUCUUAAAACUUCCUCUCUCUUUUGUUUUUUGCACUUGAAAGACUCCUUUACAUUCCGAAGACUUUGACCAAGACGGAUCGAGUUUGAACCGACGUUUUGUUGUAGCCUCAUUUAAAAAACACAUCAAAAAAAGGAGCGGCAAGUAAUAGGCUACUUCUUUUCUCCUUUUUGUUUUUGCACAACCGAAGAUUGUCUUAUUUUUUUCUAUUUGUAGUCUUACUUUAGCAUAGCUCUAGUGUACAAUGGCAGGUCUGAACUCUCUGGAUGCUGUGAAGAGAAAGAUUCAGUGUUUGCAGCAGCAGGCCGACGAGGCAGAGGACCGGGCUCAGAUGCUACAGAGAGAGCUGGACACUGAACGGGAACUCCGGGAGAAAGCGGAGGGUGAUGCCGCAGGUCUGAACCGUAGGAUCCAGCUGGUAGAGGAGGAGCUGGACAGGGCCCAGGAGAGGCUGGCCACCACACUGCAGAAACUGGAAGAGGCUGAGAAGGCCGCAGAUGAGAGCGAGAGAGGGAUGAAGGUGAUCGAGAACCGAGCGAUGAAGGACGAGGAGAAGAUGGAGAUUCAGGAGAUGCAGUUGAAAGAGGCCAAACACAUUGCCGAGGAGGCCGACCGCAAAUACGAUGAGGUGGCUCGCAAGCUGGUGAUCCUGGAGGGAGAACUGGAGAGAGCUGAGGAGAGGGCCGAGCUCUCAGAACUCAAAGCCAGUGACUUGGAGGAGGAGCUGAAAAAUGUGACCAACAACCUAAAGUCCUUAGAAGCCCAGUCUGAGAAAUACUCAGAAAAAGAGGACAAGUAUGAGGAAGAGAUCAAGGUUCUCAGUGACAAGCUGAAGGAGGCUGAAACCCGUGCAGAGUUUGCAGAGAGGACAGUGGCCAAACUGGAAAAGUCCAUCGAUGACCUGGAAGAGAAAUUAUCAAGUGCCAAAGAAGAGAAUCUCGGCAUCCAUCAAGUUCUGGACCAGACCCUGCAGGAACUGAACAGCUUAUAAACACACCAGAGGGGAAGUUGGAGAGGAUGAGAUAGUCAUGCAACAUUCCAUCAAUUUUCGACUUCAUUCCACAUUUUCAGCUGUAAAAUCUUUAUUCUCCAUGGAAAAGGGGAUUAACUUAAUACUUGUACCCAUCAUGUUUUUUUUUCUUUUAAGGCACAAUUUCUGUAAUGUCUCUUUUUAAAUUGAGAAAGUCAUUUUGAACCCAUUGCCUCCUUUGUAUCUCCGGCCUUGAUUGCAGAAACUUUCUUCCAGGAGUUAUUUUUGACCACUUUUACAGAAAAAAAAAUGGACAAUUAUAAAUUAUUCACCAAACCACCCACCGGAGCGUCAGUCACUCUUGAGCCUAACCUGGCUGUGUUUUAGAUUUCCAGUACAUGCAGAUUUCUCUCCAUCUCAUUAUUUCAACGCAGGUAUGCUGUAAGAUGGCUUUGGGUUGUGUUCCAUCUCAAUCAGUGUGGCUCCCAAGCGCCACCUAGAGGUGUUUAUGAGGCUAGACAUCAGUUUCACAACUAUGAUCCACCUAAUCACAGACGAGACACUAGACUCCCGCUGCACUUAUGUUCAAAUGGCCAGGUGACCUCAUGGAAAGGUUUCAUUUCAUCUCUGCUGUCAGACCAAGGAAGCUGCUGCUCCGUGCCAAAAAUCAUAGGCCUCCGCUAGCGUCAUUUAAGAUUUCUUCGAUUUGAAAGCAACGCCGUCUCUGCCGGUUUUAGCUGAGCAGGUCAAACAACUUUUCGUUUUCACACUCGGUGAGACAAUUUGCCAAACCUGUGUAUUUCCUGACUGCAUGAGACUUGUGCAUCGAUGCCUUGUACUGACGUCUAUCUUCUAUGUGCCACCUUUCCAUGGGCUCGACCUGACCGCUGCCACGUUCCACAUUAGUACCUGCAGUUUUCCCAUCGGCCAUACUACCAAGCUUUACAGUACAUGGUAUCCUGUGAGCCACCGAAACCCAAAACCACUGGAUCCUCAGUCAGUCAAGUUUCAUAAACCAUGGAUACUUAUUGUAUAUAGUAGAGUAAUGUUAGGAAUGAUGAAUGAGAAGUUGUAAUGCUUCAUUAUUAUUUUUUUUUUUUUACACCACUUCUUUUUGGCAGGGGAACUCUCAAGACCAAAGAACACAUACCAGAGACAAUAAACCCUUUUAAUGUUUUAUUGUUGUAUGCAAAGGUCAACAUGGUUU
Molecule: messenger RNA, 2377 nt
Organism: Myripristis murdjan (pinecone soldierfish)
Lineage: Eukaryota; Metazoa; Chordata; Actinopteri; Holocentriformes; Holocentridae
Gene: tpm4a
Product: tropomyosin 4a
Exons: 8
Coding region: 445-1191 (248 amino acids)
Source: RefSeq, a predicted model, not a curated record